AUGGCGCUGAGGAAAGUGCACAUACCUGCUAUAUUGGGUAGUCGCGAUGAGAAGAUGACGGAGACGCGACGAGGGUUGCAAAGUGACGCAGUGACGGGGAAACUUCUCAGCGCUUAUCGCCGCGCCUGUUUCGCUUAUCGGGCCGACGCGACUCCACCAGCCUGGUUCACUUCCAACGAUGACAGCGAGGCGAUCGCAACUCCACUCGAUCGCCGCGCCGCGCGGUGGAUCACUCAAAAAGACGGCGGGCACUUGGACCAGCUUCGGUGUGUCACAGCGCGCGCAAGCGCGAUGCAACAAGCGAACCUGACGGUCGGUGGAGGGGCUCGCGUCAAGCAUCGAUUGAUCAACUUUAAUUCGGAUUCUUCACGAUGA
Aspergillus niger is the source of this 375-nucleotide messenger RNA. RefSeq lists its product as hypothetical. The coding region runs from base 1 to 375 and encodes 124 amino acids. The record is from RefSeq and is a predicted model, not a curated record. The transcript is spliced from 3 exons. NCBI's taxonomy places the organism in Eukaryota, Fungi, Ascomycota, Eurotiomycetes, Eurotiales, Aspergillaceae.